Molecule: messenger RNA, 1004 nt
Organism: Ostertagia ostertagi
Lineage: Eukaryota; Metazoa; Nematoda; Chromadorea; Rhabditida; Trichostrongylidae
Source: the annotation of a GenBank genome assembly
AUGAGCUUGGCUCUGGAUGAAUUCUUUCGUCGGAAAGCUGUCAGAAACCUUUCUACUGAGAAUGGCCUCAACAACAAGUUAUUUGUCACGGCUUAUAGGUCAUUCCGCGAAUACUGCCUUUGCGAAAAAGGAGGAGUCGAGCCAGCUUUGUUGGUGCUCUUUCAAGACAUAAUCAGAGGAAGUACCGAUGUCGAGAGUCUUUUCCCAUUUUUCCUUGCUCAUGCACGUAAAAGAUGGAGAAUUACGAGGAUGAUUUUGAUUCUAACUCAACCUCACAACUGGUACCCUGACGCUCGUACUGUCCAGCGAAAGAUAAUUUUCCACGCUGGGCCGACCAAUUCAGGGAAGACUUAUCAUGCAUUGAAACGGUUUGGGGAAGCCAAGAGUGGGGUGUAUUGCGGACCUCUCAAGCUCUUGGCUUCAGAAGUAUUUACAAGAAGUAAUGAACUGGGUAUCAAGUGCGAUUUGGUGACCGGUGAGGAACGAAGAUAUGCCAUUGACAAUUUCCACCCAAGUGCACACCUCUCUUCCACCGUUGAGAUGUUGUCUACACAGAUGAGAGUGGAGGUAGCUGUCAUAGAUGAGAUCCAAAUGCUACGAGACGAGCAGCGCGGAUGGGCAUGGACACGAGCAUUACUUGUGUUGCGGCGACGAGGUGCGUAUUGUGUGCUUCAGGUGCAUCUUUGUGGUGAAGCAGCUGCUGUUAAUAUAGUAAAAAAGCUUCUAGAGCCGAUUGGAGAGCACGUUGAGGUGCGGUACUACGAGCGAAAGACGUCGUUAACGAUAGCGAAUCAAGGACUGGGAUCGCUGGAUAACGUUCAACCUGGUGACUGUAUCGUUUGCUUUAGCCGUAAGGCAAUCUACAGCAUCACUAAAAGCCUUGAAAAAUUGGGAGUGAAGCCUGCUGUCAUUUAUGGGGAUCUACCGCCUGGCACAAAACUUGCUCAAGCUGCAAAGUUCAACGACCCUAAUGAUCCUUGCAAUGUUUUGGUAUGUGUAGUGGU